AUGUCGUCCUCGUCCGUGGCGUUGCAUUUCGCCGGCCGGGAGUUGGGCGUCAUUAGUAUGAUGACUGGGAUCCCGUUUCUGCUUCCUGAAGGCCGAGAAUGGAUUCAAGCACGUACAGGACAACAGAUUUCCGCCGAUAGACUCAGUUAUUCCCGGCCACCGUGGGAGAAACAGCGAGUAUUAAGCUCAAACAGAUAUUUGAUGAGCAUGCAGCCUCAGAGCAUGUUUGAACUUCCCGAUCGACAUUCUGUUGAGGUUCAUCUAGACAUCUUCCGCACGACUCUGAUGCAACGAGUGUUUCCGAUUGUGGAUCCUAUCCUGUUUCAUGACACCAUCGAAGCCGCGUACUCGCACUCGAGUCUAAGCGCCGGGCGAGCUGACGUCAGGGCCAGUAUUAUAUCGUUUCUUGCCUUUAGUUCUAUUCUCCAAGUUCCGGAAUACAAGGAUCGACCGCUUGGCCUACCGCCGAUAGACAGCGAGGGACUUGCCAUCAAGGCUCAAUAUCUCAUCCCGCAGGUUCUCCGGGAGGAUGCAAGCCUAGAGGGUCUUCAGGCGAUUGUCAUCAUGGCGAUUUUCGAGCUAGUGACUGGAAAUCUUCGUACAGCAGACUAUUACGGUUCUGUUGCAGCACGGCUAUUAUAUAUGCUAGGAGGCCACACCUAUCCCUGCCCCACGAACUCAUUCUCCGCAUCUCCUGCCGAGCAACUCGAGUACAGAAGAAAAUGGCAUAUUAGAAAUCUAUUCUGGCUUUGCUAUACGAUCGAGAAGGACGUGGCUCUUCGCACGGGACAACCACUGGUCCUCUCCGACGAAAACUGCGACUUGACGCUCCCCCCUGGUUAUGUAGAGCAACUGUACGUCAGCUUGGGCAUUCACCACCAUUCCCGAGAACUGCCAAACAAUCCAUUGUUCCCAGUCGAUUUGCGCCUAAGCAUAAUCAAAUCUCGAGUGUAUAGCGCUCUCUACUCGUUCCGAGCGCUCCAGAAGACAGAUGCAGAGCUGCUGAAGGAGAUUCGCGAACUAGAUGAUGAGCUGGAAAAGUGGAGGAUGUCCGUACCGCCGGAAUGGAGACCUACCUUGUCUUUCUCCCACGAAACCCCGGAUCCAAAUGUCAGCAUGCAUUCCGUCAUGUUACGGCUGAACUACCACCUCUGCAUGACAAUCAUUCACCAAGCCAGCAGUCGGUGCAAAUCGUGGGUCCAGGGGCAGGGCGGAAUGAUCGAAGGGGUAAGCUCGAGCCUGGCUCUUUCUGUUGAAGCGAGCCGCUCCACAUUACUCUACCUGGAGUCAGCCCAGCAUGUCAUCGUCGACGGUGUUUUCUGGACACUCAUUUUCUACCCUAUGUCGGCUCUGAUCGCAAUCUUCUGCAACAUCCUGCAAAAUCCCUCUGACCCCCAAGCCACGAAGGAUCUGGGGUUGCUUCGAACAGCAAUAUCCAUCUCGGAACGGGUCUUCUUGCGCCAAUUGAUCUCUAUAGACGAUGUUGUCCACGUGAAGAUGGUUGCAGAUUUUGUGACAGAGCUUUACACGCUCGCAACGUGCGCUGUCGAGAAAGCGUGGAAGGAGCGUGCUGUGUAG
Molecule: messenger RNA, 1578 nt
Organism: Aspergillus thermomutatus
Lineage: Eukaryota; Fungi; Ascomycota; Eurotiomycetes; Eurotiales; Aspergillaceae
Product: putative C6 transcription factor
Exons: 3
Coding region: 1-1578 (525 amino acids)
Biological process (GO): DNA-templated transcription
Molecular function (GO): DNA binding; zinc ion binding
Source: RefSeq, a predicted model, not a curated record